Molecule: messenger RNA, 1062 nt
Organism: Manis pentadactyla (Chinese pangolin)
Lineage: Eukaryota; Metazoa; Chordata; Mammalia; Pholidota; Manidae
Gene: FITM1
Product: fat storage inducing transmembrane protein 1
Exons: 2
Coding region: 157-1035 (292 amino acids)
Biological process (GO): lipid storage; phospholipid biosynthetic process; lipid droplet organization
Cellular component (GO): endoplasmic reticulum membrane
Source: RefSeq, a predicted model, not a curated record
CUGCCCCCCGCCCCUCUCCCCUGCCUGCCAGCUGCCAACAGGGCUCUGCCCUGUGUCUACCACACCUGUCACUGCCUAUCCUUGUCCCAAGGGGGCCCCAUCAGCCCCUCCUCAGCUGCCCAGCAGAGCAAGCGGUUAGUGGGAAGGGGAGGGAACAUGGAGCAGGGGCCGGUGGUGGGGGCAGGGUGGGGUGCCGGAGCCGGAAUCCAGGUACUGCUGGGCUGCCUGGUCAAGGUGCUGCUUUGGGUGGCCUCUGCCUUGCUAUAUUUUGGAAGUGAACAGGCUGCCCACCUCUUGGGCAGCCCUUGCUUACGGCGCCUCUACCACGCCUGGUUGGCAGCAGUGGUCAUCUUUGGGCCCCUUCUGCAGUUCCAUGUCAACCCUCGGACUAUCUUCGCCAGCCACGGCAACUUCUUCAACAUAAAGUUUGUGAAUUCGGCAUGGGGCUGGACAUGCACCUUCCUGGGGGGCUUCGUGUUGCUGGUGGUGUUCUUGGCUACACGGCGUGUGGCAGUGACUGCCCGGCACCUGAGCCGGCUAGUAGUAGGGGCAGCAGUGUGGCGGGGAGCCGGCCGCGCCUUCCUGCUCAUUGAGGACCUGACUGGCUCCUGCUUCGAGCCUCUGCCCCAAGGCCUGCUGCUCCACGAGCUGCCCGACCGCCGCAGCUGCCUAGCGGCCGGCCACCAAUGGCGGGGCUACACGGUCUCCUCCCACACCUUCCUGCUCACCUUCUGCUGCCUGCUCAUGGCUGAGGAAGCGGCAGUGUUCGCCAAGUACCUGGCCCAUGGGCUGCCUGCUGGUGCACCGCUGCGCCUUGUCUUCCUGCUCAAUGUGCUGCUGCUGGGCCUCUGGAACUUCUUGCUGCUCUGUACAGUUAUCUAUUUCCACCAGUAUACUCACAAGGUGGUGGGCGCUGCAGUAGGCACCUUUGCUUGGUACCUCACCUAUGGCAGCUGGUAUCAUCAGCCCUGGUCUCCAGGGAGCCCGGGCCAUGGGCUCUUCCCUCACCCCCAUGCCAGCUGCAAGCAUAACUGAGAGAAAUAAAGGCACACCGGGCCUUGC